This is a messenger RNA of Cercospora beticola, 984 nucleotides long. RefSeq lists its product as uncharacterized. NCBI's taxonomy places the organism in Eukaryota, Fungi, Ascomycota, Dothideomycetes, Mycosphaerellales, Mycosphaerellaceae. The record is from RefSeq and is a predicted model, not a curated record.
AUGGCUGCAGAUCCGAUCAACAGAACGGCCGAACUUUGUGAGCUCCUCGCAAACACUGAGCUUGAGGACAUGCUCCGCAGGCACUAUAUACUGGACCGGCGAGACUUUCCUGGAAGAGGUCCACCAUCUGGACAUCCCCUGGAAAGAGCUCGCAAGGAGACCAUGAAUCUCAUGCAGAACUACCACAAACUACAAGAAGCGCUUUUUGAUUUCAGGGGCGGCUACUGCGUUAUGUGUCACUUGCCACCGGAGCGGCGUCAUCUUAACAGAAAGCAUGCACAUGGCUGUCAGGGAACAGGUGUGCGCAUGGUUAGGGACAUUCCUGGGAUGCUUCUCUACCCGAAGUUCUUGCAAGAGAAGAAAGUGCUCAUGAAGCUGAUUGAUGAGGUGCUGCUGUCUCCCGAACACGACUUUCUGGGCGGCGGCAAAGGUUAUCUUCCGACCGACGUAGCCGCUGUGAUGGGAAGCAUUUUCGAUCUGGGAUCGAGAAAUGCUGUCACGCAGGUUUCGACACCAGAUGAAAUGAUAGCUUUGGACUCGCCGUCACUGAACGACGAGGCAUCACUACAUGUCCCUCUCGGAUGCGAUGCUGUGCUUGUCAUAGCUUUGCAGGACGAAGAUCUUUGUCCACUACCUGGUGCGAGCGGAGGAUCCAACUCCAGGACCCAUUUCCGACCGCCUCCACAAUCAAUUCAUUCUCACGAUCCUCCCAAAGAUGAGCCUGAGCCGUUGUACGCGAUGGAGACCUCUGUCGUGACAGGUCACAGAAGUGGAAUGGCAGCUGUUCUGCUGCGUGCGGGAGACGUGAUUACAUUUACCGGUCCCGCACAGCGUGCAUGGAAGGGGAUCGCCAAAGUGGUGCCUGGAAGCUGGCCGGAAUGGGAACACGAGUGGCCAUGCUGGGGUGAGAGAGCUACUGAAUCUGAAAUCGAGACUCACAAGGGCUGCGUGAAAGGGACUCAUGUGGAUCUCAUCAUCUCUUGA